Molecule: messenger RNA, 1776 nt
Organism: Aaosphaeria arxii CBS 175.79
Lineage: Eukaryota; Fungi; Ascomycota; Dothideomycetes; Pleosporales
Exons: 1
Coding region: 55-1431 (458 amino acids)
Cellular component (GO): mitochondrion
Source: RefSeq, a predicted model, not a curated record
CCCGCAAGUGUCAUCAUUUCCCGUAUCCUAUGCAUUGGUUAUUAAUAUAGAUCGAUGCCUGUUUCUAAGAAUACAUUAUGCGCUUUCUCGCGGUCUCGCAUGCCUGCUACCUUCUCGAGUUCUAAAAACCUCGUACCAUUUCUGUACCAAACAGCGACAAUUCAGCAAUGGAAUCCUAUGGGAUUCCCGGUUGGACGCCGCAAUGCGGGAUCGCACCAUAGGCAGAACAUCGAUCUGCCAUUAGACAAUGUCGUUGACAACCAAUUGUCAGUUGUCGAAGACGAAAGGUCGCCACGCAGAACCACCAUUACGGGAUCCGAGCGCGCUGCUUUCGAGAAGCUGUACAAAAAGUUCCAAACGACGGACGAGCACAAAUCAAGCAGCGAGAUACCUUUCUCCCAUGAGAUUGAUCAAAUCGCCGACGAGUGGUACGAGGAGGACGAAGAGAACACCCCCGAUUCAGAUUCGGCAUCUCUUGAUGCUGUGUUCGAUUCCGUCCUUGCUGGUUUGCCCGCCAACCAAACGCAUAAGACAUUGUCGAGAAAGCCGACCGAGAAUCUGAAGACAAUAGCCGAACGGAUACUGAAGCCAGAGCACGAUGCAGCUCGACGCAAAGCGGCGCAGGAAACCCAGGCGGAGACAACGAAGAGGAAGGGAAUGCAAGACGCAGAGAAGGCUCGGGUACGAGGUCUGUUCGAUCAUGCAAAGACCGACAGAGAAGUCUGGGACAUUCUGGAACGCGAGGUUUUCAGCAUGAUCCGAAGUUUGGACCUGGACAGCGAGCAACAACCUACCAAAAAGCCAACGAGCUCUCUGAGGGGCAAACAUGCUACGGCAUCGACUAACACUACCAAUUCCGAUCGGUCAGGUUCCGCGGAGGGCCAAUUACAGUCUCAAACACGCAUUUUGUUGCCCAACUAUCCAUCGCACUUGGUAUAUGCCACGCGCCUCCUCAACAAACGUUUCCCCUCAUCUCCACUCGCAUUUUCCAUCCUGCCGACGAUGAAGUCGCUCGGACGUUCGUCGUACGCACUGGGCGCCUCCACCCAACUCUACAACCUCUUGAUCAUGAACACCUGGCUCCAGCAUUCCUCUUUCACAUACAUCGAACACCUCCUCAAGGACAUGAACAACAGCGGCGUCGAGCCCGAUAACUUCACCCUCCGUAUCCUCGAAGACGUCCUACGCGAGUCCGACGACGCGCGGAAGGGAAAACUCGGAGAAGCGAUGCGGCAGCUCUGGAAGAUGGAGACCUUUGCCGAGGGUGCGAAGAGAAUCGCGGCCUGGAAGGACUGGGUUGCGCAGAGACUCGGCGCGUGGAGCACUGCGAGGGCAGAGCAGGGGACACAAUCCAACGGUUACAAUCAGAGCGCUGUCGACUUGAGCAGCCCUGAGACGGACCAGAGCGACAGGAUACUAUCCCCCUCUUGAAACAUAGUAGCCCUAGGCUUUGAGGGAAUGGGCGUGGAGCACUCAUCUAUCCGGUCCUAUGGGAAUCAUCCACUUAACACUUCUGUACGGAUCUCUGAGUAAUGGUACCUAAAAUGUAGAUGCUGCUGGAGAAACUGAACGGCGAAGAGCACGCCUCUCAACUUGGGUCGUUGUUUUUUGGCCUAGAGUAAAGGGCUUCUCUUGCCUGUUCUCCUAGCUGCCUGUUGUACAAUAUGUCUCGAAUACGUAGAGGAACCUUUUGCAAUGAAAUCAUGUAAAUUAUCCCCUAGAUGAAUAAUUAUGGCCCCAGUCCACGUGAAUUCCUUGCAAUGGUGCAAUCACAGG